Molecule: messenger RNA, 17721 nt
Organism: Pelobates cultripes (western spadefoot toad)
Lineage: Eukaryota; Metazoa; Chordata; Amphibia; Anura; Pelobatidae
Source: the annotation of a GenBank genome assembly
GGAAUAUGGGCUGCUGCAGUAAAUGGAACACCAGAGCUCAUAGCUGUGAACCAGCUUGCACAAAAUCCAAUAAGACACAUUGCACAGUGCUAGCACCUCCUAUGAGAAGGAGGGAUGAACAAUAGGAGGGGUUUAGGAUAAUACAGGAGUAGCAAGAAAAGAGGGUGUUGUGAGUUUCCUAACAAGAACCCCAGAGGUCUAAAGAGAUCUCCCAUCCCCCAUGUAGUUUGGGAUGGGUAUUGUCACACCCUCUGUAUACCUCCACGCUGAAGGUAACUAGCCAUUAACUUCCUUAGAACGCUGUGUAUCAACUCUAAGAACUCUGCUGCUGGCUGGAGAGAUUGCUUGGAAAAUCAAAUUAUGUUCUUCUUGCUGGACCUUAAACUCUGAUCUCUGAGCCCCCUUCCCCACAGUGAGGGGUCUCAGGUCUCCCUAGAGUGCUGAUCACUUUGAUGUACUUAUUUAGGACGUUUUCCAGCCGUCCCCACGGUGUCCCUCUUUCCCCCUCCCUCCCUCUCUCUCUGGAUGUGCUGUGUUGUUCCCUGUAAGCGGAAAUAUAUCUUUUUUUUUUUUUCAGGAUUGAAUUCCUGAGGUUCUGACUCUUUACAUCAUAAGGGAAGUUUGACAUGUUGUUUUUUUGCAAUCAGCAAAAUUGGAUUCUCCCCUCUUCCUGAGCACCAUGAACUCUCAUUUCAACAAAGGCAGAACUGGGAAAAAACUUAGGAAUCCUAUAGCCUAAUAUUUUGGAUUUGUCUGGUUUAUUUUUUUUUAUAGGAUCAUGGAAAUUUUGAGAAUUCCGCCCUUUUAUUCUGGGAUCUGAAUGUUUUUGCAGGCAAGAUUUCAUCUGAUCUUCUAAAUUUUUUUUUUACCAAGUACCUGGAAUAUUUGCACGUUAUAAAGGGUCCCCUUUUGAAUCUGCAGGCUGAUCAGCCUUGGGGUGAGUUGCAGUUUUUUUUUUGCUUGUCCUGCCUGUGUUUGGAUUUAGUCCCAUAAACACAGCUUGUGACUUAGUCAUACCUGUUUGUGUAACUAAUAUGCUUUGGAAAUGUAUCCUGUCCCUGUGCUGUGUCUUUGUAUUCUUAGUGUACAAUACAGAUCAUUGUGUAUUCAGACAUUGCUGUGUUAUAUAUUAUUUAUUUCAUUGCCUUUAUGUAGCAUUCAAGAGUGUAAAUCUAUAGGCUAGAGGAUUUUUUAUUUUUUAAUCCCUGGUUGCAUUUUUUUAGCCAUAUAAUUUUACAAGGCGUCAAGUGAAUCCCACAUGCAGGAGUCAAUUUCAAAGAAUUUACAGUCUGCAACAGUAAAACUCAGGAAUGCAGUUAGCAGGUUUAUAUGUGUGGUUUAGAGCUAUCAUGGGGUGUGUAGGUUUCUAUAGUAUAAAAAUUUAGUUAUGCUUGCAAUUUGUGUUAAAUAAGGAUAGGCCAAAGGUAGACCCCAAAACUGUGGCAGAGUAUCUUGGGAAUUGUAGUCCUCCACCUCUGGGAGCUAUGUCUUUUACUCCUAAAUUAGGCAGUUUAGAUGUUUUGAUUUUAAAAAUUUUGAGAAUAAAACCCAUAUUUCUAGUAAAAAGCUGUAAGCAAGUUGUGGCCACCUGAAUAACUCAACUGUGUUUUGGUCUUCACUUGUUAUUGUUCUGCAGCUCAAUAUUUAGUGAUUAAACUCCCAUAUUUAAUGUUUGUCAGUAAAAAAAAUGUUUUAGACCAAGAAUAAACAUGUACAGGCCUGAAAUGCUUGGUUUGUGCCUCAAACCUGCUUCAUUGUAGGUAUAAUAUGAAGGUGACUAGAUUUCUCCUUUUAGUGGAAAUGCUUAACCCCUUAAGGACCAAACUUCUGGAAUAAAAGGGAAUCAUGACAUGUCACACAUGUCAUGUGUCCUUAAGGGGUUAAAGCACCCUCUAUGCAUUCACUUUUAAAGGAAAACUCUGAGCACCAUAACCACUGUGGCGCACACUGUACGUAAUCAACCCAUUUUAUAACAGUUUGACUUUUUACCUGGGAUUCACCGCACACUUCCCUGCCUCCACUACUUCAGACAGAGAGCCCGCUGUGCGGAACUAAGCUCAUCAGAGCUAACGGAAGCUCUUGCUUAGGAACUUCCCGAGUUUUUUUUUUUUUUUUUAAUGGAAGUAUUGGAGGAAGGGAGCAGCGACCCGUGGCACCCAGGUAAUAAGUUAAACCAUUCUGAAGCAAUUUCACUACAACUACUUACAGUGGGGGUGCCAGGGCACUUCUGGAACUAUAACCACUAUAAGGCGCUGUAGUCGGUAGUGCUUGGGUUUUUUACACUGAUUUAGAAAAAAAAUUUUGUGCCAAAAUUUAAAGGUUUUGAAUAUAACAGAGCUAUUGAAUUCUUAGGCUGUUUUCGUUAAAACAAAAACACAAUUUAGAAAUUUUUCAUUUCACCAAACAAUACAAUUUUUCAACUAGACAGGUCCAGAUUUAGUGCCACUCUCUCGUUUGGAAUGUUGCUUUUUCUAAAGGUAGUAAUUAGAAUUGCCGGAUUCACAGUGACAUCCUGGACACGUCCCUUUUUCGUGCUAAAAUUGGCUUCCAUCUAUUCUUUAGUAUGCAGAAUUCAUAUGCUACAGGAAGAAAUCUGAUUAACUAAUCAAUGCAUUCUUCCCUUUGGAAGCUCUGCUUGAUUAAUGAAUUGACGUCUGCUUAGUAACAUGGAUUCUGCAUGCUCCAGGCAGCAUUAUUUGUGUGCAUAGCCCCAGCAUGUGGGAGUGAUAUGUGUUCUGGAAACCAGUGUAUCAGGUAACCUUGUGUUGCUUCUUUCCAUAUGGCUGUUACCUUGUGUGACGAGUUUUUCCCAAACCGUCAUAUCCGCACUGACAAGUAAGCAGGUAAAGUGGAAGCCCUGACUCACAAUUUAAACAUUUUAUAUAAAAGGGGAUUAAGACAUUUUAGGUUUUAUGAACAAAACACUAAAAAUUACGUGGCGGCCAAAAUAGCCAAGCUGUGACUUUAAUUGAGUUGGAGAAGUUUUCCAAAUCCAUUAUUUUGUCUACAUUUUGCAUUUCUGUUGUCAGUCGGCUAGAUUUCACUAUUUAGUAAUUUAACUUCUUUGCAUGCAAAAAUGCAUGUUUCAAAUAAACGGAGGUCCUAAACAGGUUUUAGUCGAUAUAAAGUUCCUUAUAUUAAAGGAACACUUAAAAAACCAUAAGGCCACUACUGCUCAGUGUAGUGCUUAUGGUAUGGAAGAUGUCCCCCUGUCUUUUUUUUUUUUUUUUUUAUCUAACUUUUUUGUAAUCGUUUCUCACUGUUACCUAUAGCUGAUUCCCUUUGCAGUCACACUGAAAAUGUAACAAUAAUACGUCCACUUUACUAAGUGUGACUUCAUUCACCUUGUAUGGCAAUGAUGGGCAGAGACAACUAGCCAAUAGUUUACACGUUAUUGGUGCAGUCAAAAAAGGGGUGAACUAUGGGAGCUCGGGACAAAAAUAAAGUGGGGGAAGGUACCCGUGGACUUACAGCACCAUAACAACUCUGAUGAGCUGGAGUGGUUCUGAUAUCUGGAGUGCCUAUUUAAAAGUAAAGAGAGAAUAAUCCACUAAUUGUGUUGGGCAUAUUUAAAAAGGGGUGAGUGUCAAACCGCAGGCACAGUGAAAUAUUUAAAUCUUUAAGGUUAAUAUAUUGCACAACAAUAGGAAUAUGGAACUUAAGGGGUAAAUGUCACUUUUUUGGAAAUCACUGAAUAAUACGUUAAAAAUCACCUGUGGCUUGUGUUAACGAGUUACUCCACCACAUGACCAUGUACUCCCCUCACCCCAUGUGUAGCGCUAAAAUAUAUUUUAGACAAAUGACAUCCUGUUCAGGUACAGCCUGAUUUGCAAAUGUGUUGGAGAAAUAGAAACCUAUUCUGUGUGUGCUUUCUCUGUGCUGGCUGCCUGGUGCAAAGGUCAGAGCUUAUAACAAUGAUUGACAGGAAGCUAAAAUGGAGGCGCCCAGGUGCAGAUUAGGGAGGUGUGGAUUUUAAUUUUCACACCUCACAAAUACAUAUUUGUUAAAUCUAGAUAAGUAAACAUACUUCUUUUUCUCUACUAGCUAGGCCUUACAAGUUGCUUGACACUGCAAUCAUGGAGGAUCCAUGACACACUUAUCAAGGCUGAUUUUUUUAUUUAUUUAUUUUUUUUAUUUUUUUUAUUUAUUUUUUUUACUUGCCAUGGCAAAAUUUUAACUCACCAAGUGCUAGUGGGAAUUUUGAGGGGUGUGUGUGUGUGUGUGUGUGUGUGUGUGUGUGUGUGUGUAUAGCAAAUACAGACUCAAAGGAAUCCAUCUUUAAAAUGGAAUGAGGCAAAAAUGUGAUUUUGUUAAACUAAUUUGCAUAUGCCCACCCAGCAUCCUUUGUGGUAGUAACAUCACUGCAGAUUUGUGAUUUCUGUGGGAAAAGCAAGUCUUAUGGCUUGACUGGUGUGCAGCUGUUUGUUUAACAUUGUAUUAAAUAUCCACCGACUUCAGGUGGAAGGGGUUUUCAAUCACGUUUUUCUCCCUACCCUAACCUUUUUGGUUUUUGCUACAAAAAAAAAUAUAUAGUUAAUACAAUGUUAAACAAACAUCUGCACACCAGUCAAGCCAUAAGACUUGCUAUUCCCACAUAAAUCACACAUCUGCAGUGAUGUUACUACUGCAAAGGAUUCUGGGUGGGCAUAUGUAAAUUAGUUUAACGAAGAAUCACACUUUGCUACAUUCCAUUUUAAACAUGGAUUCCUUUGAGUCUGUGUUUGCUGUAUACAACAGCUUUGAAACACAACUUAGGAAAAGAUGCAAAUCGUCAGCAUGAGGUUGGUUACUGGUUUGUUAUUGAGGCUUGGUAGUGCUUGGGUAGCAAAAUCCAAAUAGGUUAUGGUGGGGAAAAAUUGUGAUUGAAAACCCCUUCCACCUGAAGUCUGUGGAUUACAUAUAUAAUUAAAGGGAACAACUACAGUCACCAGAACAACUAUAGCUUAUUGAAUUUGUUCUGGUGAGUAUAAUCAUUACCUUCAGUUUUUUUGCUGUAAACACUGUGUUUUCAGAGAAAAUGCAGUGUUUACAUUACAGCCUAGUGAUAACUUCACUGGCCACUCCUCAGAUGGCUGUUAGAGAUCCUUCCUGGGUCAUGGCUGCCUAAAAUGCAUCCAAACAUUCAGUAUCUCCUCCCUCUGCAUGCAGACACUGAACUUUCCUCAUAGAGAUUCAUUGAUUCAGUUCAUCUCUAUGAGGAAAUGCUGAUUGGCCAGGGCUGUGUUUGAAUCAUGCUGGCUCUGCCCCUGAUCUGCCUCCUUGACAGUCUCAGCCAAUCCUAUGGGGAUGCAUUGUGAUUGGAUCAGGCUACCACUUCUGAUGAUGUCAAGAGACUGCUUGUUUUUCUGAGUCUAACAGCAUGCAGAGCUACAGCUUCUGUCUUGAAUACAGUUAGAUUUUUACUAAAUUUAUGGAGGCAUGAAGUGUCCAGGGGGCUAGAUGGUGGUUUUAACACUAUAGGGUCAGGAAUACAUUUUUGGUAUGCUUUUAUUAAACAAAAUAAGAAGUACAUUUUUGACUGUGGUGUGUUUUUUUUCUUUUCUUUUUUUUUAAAUUUUAUUAUUAUUAUUUUAUUUUAGUUUCUUGUGGCCAGGUAUAUACUGUGUGCUGUAUAGUAUCCAUAAGGAACUAGAUAAAUAAAUUGUGCAAAGAGGUUUAUGACACUGUCAUUGAAAGUAAAGGGAGGAUCUGAUUUGACUAAGCCACUUGCUGAUCCUUUAAGAUGUCAUUGCCGAAGCUGCAACGCCUAUUGAUUUGCAACAUGUGAGAGACCUUGAAAAGGGAAUUUAAAAAAAAAUAAAUGAAUGCAUUUAUUUUUAAUUGAUACGAUCUCCAUAAUGUAUUAAAAAGUAAUCUGCUCCAGCUUACAAUUAGCUUGAAAAUAUAUAUAUAUUUUAAAAAUUUUCGAUGAACAUUUUGAUUGUGUGUAUGUACGCAUAUAUGCGUUUGCAAACAAUAUAUUAAAAAUAAUACAAAAUAAAAAGCUGCUUCUUUUGGAAGUGCUUGCAUUUUCUGCAAAUCCUAAGGUCUUGCAGCUUCUACAGUGAAACCAUAUGCCCCAUAACAUUCUAUGGCAUUGCUGCGCUUCUCUUAUAAUCCCUGCCCAGGGUUUUCAUUAUUGGUAGAGCAGACUAUUCUUUGAAUUAUAGUUGAGCUCUUUUCUUUCUAUUGUUAAAAUUUGACAAUUCAAUUACAACUCCCUCCUUCUCUGUUGUCACUUGUGUUGGUACAAGUACUUGUAGGGGCUAAGAGAAGCAUAGCUUCUCCCAUGACAUGUUUGAGUGCUGUGGUGACUCGUGAGCUUAUACCUGCACUUAAGACCCGCAAGUUACUUACUCACUAAACUCAGGAUUUUCAUGAAUUGAAAAACUGAGGCAUAAAUCCGAAAAGAUUUAGCAACUUAUCCCAUUUGUGUUUAUUUUAGCCAAUAUUGGGGGAUUCGUGAAUUACACUCAGUGUCUGCAGUUAAAGAUUGUGAGAGCAAAGUAGGUGAACUGAAAUUGUAAUUGGAAUUUUGUUUUUCCAAUUUUGUUAUUUGUGGCCUAAAAUUUAAAAUGUACUUUUGAAUAACCCUGAUAGUCUAUAUUUGUGAGCUAUUGUUUCUGGGAUAUUUGUGUAAUGUGUUCCCAUUUAAUGUUGCAGAUUCGUGCCUGCUAUCAUGGCUCUCAAGGCCCGUGCGCUGUACAGUUUUCAGAGUGAGAACAAAGAGGAGAUUGACAUUGUGGAGAAUGAGGAGUUGAACUUGCUCAGUGAUGUGUCCCUCGACGGAUGGCUUCAGGGGACAAACAGCCGUGGUCAGACAGGUCUCUUUCCUGCAUCCUAUGUGGAGAUCGUACGCCCACGCUCUGACUCUGUGCAGGUAGAUUACUCAAGGCACCAGUCAAGCUACACCGAUACCAACACUACCACCACCACCCACCAUGGCAGUUAUGAUGACGACGAAGAGGACGAUGAUGACUGGGACGAUUGGGAUGAUGGGCAGUCUGUAGCAGAAGAACCCACUGGCUCUAACGGAGUGCCCCACAGUCAGCCACCACGCCAUAAUUACCCCAGGCCAGAGAAUGCACACCGGCCACGGCCCCAACUAGAGCGUCAGGACAGUGUGGCUAGCGGUAAAAGGGGGAGUGUAGUAGGUCGAAACUUAAAUAGAUUUUCUAGUUUUGUGAGAUCUGGUGUGGAAGCCUUUGUACUUGGCGAUGUGCCCCAGUUCGGUAGAGUUGGUGAAACCCAUCUAAUAGAAAUGGGAAGCAAAGGGCCACAGUGGAAGGGGAGCCCUUAUCCUUUCAAUUGCUCCGUGGAGGAACCAACCAAACAGACCAAGUUCAAAGGAAUCAAGAGUUACAUAUCUUACAGGUGAGGACCCAGACGGCGGAUUAGGAAUUUUUAAACUUAUACCCGUGCUGUAUGGUACAAAGUAUUAUUUGAAUAAUGAUUUUGCCAAAAAAUUUUUAUAUAUGUAUAACCAUCAUUACAACCAAAAUGUAAUGCAUUGUAUGCGUAAAUCAGAACAAAAUAAAAUACUCAACAUUUUGAGUUAUUAAUAACUAGAACACUCAAACAGACCCCUCCCAGAACAGGAAUAAACUCUGGCAAUCAGGGACCUCACAUUCUGGUUUAUGGGAGAUUUUCCAUAUCACAUAACAUUAUCCGAGGAGGGUUAUAUUAUCUGUAGGACCAUAGGCGUGCGCAGCCUAUUGCAUUAGGGUGUGCACCCUAAAGCACAAGCACAAGCACACGCUAUAUAUAUAUAUAUAUAUAUAUAUAUAUAUAUAUAUAUAUAUAUAUAUAUAUAUAUAUAUAUAUAUAUAUAUAUAUAUAUAUAUAUAUAUACACACACACUGCUGUGUGUGAGGGUGCUGUUAGUGUGUUUGUGUGUGCGUGCUUGUGAGGAUGCUGUUAAUGUACUGUGUGUGCGCUUGUGAGGGUGCUGUUAAUGUACUGUGUGUGAGGGUACUGGUAGUGUGCUGUGUGUGUGUUUGUUAGGGUCCUGUUUGUGUUUGUGAGGGUACUGUUAGUGUGCUGUAUGUGUGUGUGUGGGUACUGUGUAUGUCUGCGGGUGCUGUGUGUGUUCUUUAUGUGGGUGGGUGGGUGAUUGUACAUUACUUGCUAUACUUGAAUCGUGCUGCUGAUUCCAUCCCUGGUGGUCCAUUGGAGAGUUCACUCUCGCGAGAUUCAUAUCUCAUAUCUCGCAAGAGGAGCUGCCGGCAAUAGCUCCGCCAGUCCUCUCCCGCCUGCCUCCCUCCCUGCAUGUGGGGAGGGAGGCUGAGAGCAGAGCCGGCGCUCAGAUAGCGCCGGCUCUGCAUGAGCCGACAGGGGAGAUCCUGAGAUCUCCCCUGCCGGUCUCAAUAUACAUAGGCGUGCCGCGGGGAUUAGGGUGUGCCCAGGCACACCCCGUGCGCACGCCUAUGUGUAGAACACCAGGUUAAAGGGGCAGCUUACUAAACCGAUAACUGCUAAACUUUGGCUUCUAUCAGUUUAUGUAACGUUUUGUGAACCGGACUGUGUGCACUAUUGUGCUAUGCUGCAAGACCUGAGAGAGAGAAUAUUGGCGUAAUGUCUCAGAGGACAACACCAUCACAAGUUUGACGGAAGAAGUAACGUUACUUUUUUUAUGUCUGCAAUCCGGGCAGGCUUAUAGCAGGCUUUUGCAAAUAUUGCUUAGUAACCCUUUAAAGGGAGUUAUUUAUUUGUUUUGUUUCACAUCAACGGUGAUGGAUGUUCCCAACUAUUUUUUUUUCUUUUCGUGCUUUAGCACCAUAAACUGCAAGCACCAUAACAUCAAUAUUGUUCUGUAGUGGAUAUGGUCCCAGGACUGCCCUGGUGCACCCACCCCUGAAUGUAAAUAGUCAAUUAGUUGAACAACCGUUUGAUAAUUUACCUGGGGUCUGUUGGGCGUGGACCCCAGGUAAAUUGGUUUUGUUACUUACAUUGUGGGGCGCCAGGGUACUGUUGGCAUCACUGUAGUGGUUGGAAUGUUCUAUUAAAGAGAACUAUAUAGUGUAAUCUCCAUAAUGCAAAUUAGAAGAAAGUUAUAUUCCAGAUAGCUGGAAUGAGUGUUAUGCAGGGAUUUAUUAAAAUCUACCACUGCAAGCAUUUGUACAUUUAGAGGACAGUAUGUGCCUAAUAAAACACAUGUAUUUUGUUUUGUUUCACUUCAUAAUACAGCAAUCUUAUUCUUCAUGCUGUCUGGAAAGUGCUUUGUAGGAUUAAAACAUGCUAUAAACGUAGUUGUAUUGGUUCCGUUUCUCCCCUUCCCCGAUAUCUUCCUCCUUUUUGGGUUCUAUUCUUUAAUGCAGGGGUCUGCAUUGCUCUCAUCCACGAUACUAUUUAAUUAACCCAUUAUUUUAAACUUUUCCUGUAUCCCAAUUUUUACUUUGAUCCAAAAGUUGGCACAACACAUACUGAUUUACAAAUAAAAAUGAGGUUAUUUGGAUCAUCAGUUGUUCAUUCCUAAAAUUUGAUCUGUUAAAAUGCAUCUAACUUAAAGAUCACUUCCCCCCUGCCCCGCUUAAUUUCUCUUAAUUGGUAAAGGCUAAACACUUCUGCUUUAACCCCUUAAGGACCAAACUUCUGGAAUAAAAGGGAAUCAUGACAUGUCACACAUGGCAUGUGUCCUUAAGGGGUUAAAUAGGUAUUUAAUUAUCACAUGCUUUUUUUUUUUCUUUACUUCUGGGCUGAGAUCAGCAGAAACAGUUUGAUGCCAGUAUUUAAAACAUUCCUCCUAUGUUCUGGUGAUAUUUUCACAACCCAUCCUUUCAAACCUGGAACUAAAUGGAAGCCCUAGAAUGAACCCAUUGAGUGAUUGGCGAGGCAGAAAUAUAUUGCACUUUAUCUAACUAUAGAAAGAUUUACUACUAAGUUUCUAUUUCAAUAGAGAAGAGCUUAAUUGGUUAUUAAAGCAUCUGCCACUUUAAGCUUUUUGUAAAGAUAUCAUUUUUUUUAUCAAAAACUAAUUUGACAUUUAAAAAAAAAAACUUUUUUUUUUUUUUUUAAGUUCUUUGAAAUUCCAGCACAAUCAAAAGAUAUAUACAUGAGACAAGUCUUUGGCAAAAGGCGGAAUUUCUUCGCCAUUUCAAAUGACUCGCCUGUUGCAAACACUGAUUGAACCGGGCAUCAGCAUGAUUAGCAAUAGAUCACUAUGGUACCUUAUUGGGCAGGUUCCCUUGUUACACCUAAAGCAACUUGGAAAUCAUAUUUGGAUAAUCCUAAAAGCAGCCUUUAUUUAUCCAUGUUUUUCUGAUCUCUAAAACAAACCACAACGAAUACACAGACAGACAGACAUUCUUAUUAUGGGGGCACUCCACAAUAAAAAAUAAAUCACUAUUUACUAGAUAUACCCCCAAUUGAAACAUGCAUGCAUAUAAUUAUGGAUUUUGUUAUAUUUAUUUUUAUUUUUUAUAUAUAUCUAAACCAAAAGUUGCUGUUUUAUUUAGAAUUUUUUUUUUUCUCUGAAAAGGCUGUGCUUACAAUAAAAUGCAUGCACAGACCUACUAUAAUCACCAGAACACCUACAUUAAGCUGUAGUUGUAUUGGUGACUAUAGUGUCCCUUUUAAGAUGGGAUACUCCUUAGGUGAAAUGCUUUGUGGGUAUGGAAUGGUCCUUUUUUAAAGGAAUGCACACUGAUCAGCCACAACAUUACAACCACUGACCGGUUAAGUGAAUAACAUUGAUAAUAUUGUUAUAGAGGCACGUGUCAGACGUGAGAUAUAUUAGGCAGUCGGUUCUUUAAUCUUAUGCGUUGGAAGCAGGAGAAAUGGACAAGCGAAAAGAUCUGAGUGACUUUUUGACUUGGGCCAAAUAGUGAUGGCUGGAAUGUUGGGUCAGAACAUCUCCAAAACAGCAAGUUUAGUGGGGAGUUCCUUGUAUGCAGUAGUUUAGUACCUGCCAAAAGUGGUGCAAGGAGGGACAGCCGGUGAACUGGUGUCCGGGUCAUGGGCGACUUGUGUGGAGUGAAGGUUAGCCCGUCUGGUCCUAUCGCGAAGAAGAGCUACUGUAGCUCAAAUUGCUGAAAAACUUAAUGCUGGUCACGACAGAAGGGUGCAUCUCAGUUUGUGUAUGGAGCUGCGUAGCCGCAGGACUGUAAGAGUGCUCAUGGUGACCCCGGUCCACUGCCGAAAUUGCCUUCAAAGGGGACUUGAGCGUCAGUACUGGACCAUGAAGCAGUGAAAGGAGGUUUCCUGGUCUGAUGAAUCGCGUUUUGUUUUAGAUCAGGUGGAUGGCUGAGUGUGUGUGCAUCAUUUACCUGGGGAAGAGAUGGUAGCAGGAUGCACUAUGGGAAGAAAGCAGGGCGGUGGAGGCAGUGUUAUGCUUUGGGUCCUGGCAUUCAUAUGGAUGUCACUUACCACCUACAUGUACCACCUACCUAGAGAUUGUUGCAGGCCACAUACACCCCUUCAUGGCAGUGGUGUUCACUGAUCCAUUUCGCAACAUGCAGGGAUUUAAUAAUCUGCUGCUAAUGGUUUUUGUACCAGAUACCACAGGACACGUUCAGAGGACUUGUGAAGUCCAUGCCUCAAUGCAUCAGGGCUGUGUUGGGGACCUACAUGAUAUUAGGCAGGUGGUUUUAAUGCUUUGGAUGUUCAUUGUAUACUGGGUACAGAUUAAGGAACCAUGCAACAGCCCUCCCACGUUAAAAUUGAGUGUAGGACCCACCAAUUUUGCGGUAGUGGGGGACUUUAGAUGAUUUGGUCAUAUCCCCAUAUUUGUUUGCUGAGAUGGGUGAUUUUAAGUAGUCAUGUAAAACUGUGUAUUUGUGUGCGAACCUUAAUCUGUAUUUUGUAUAAAUGUUGGUCUCUACGGAGGCACCAUGCAGAGAAGUUCAUGUGUCUGAUGUGCCCCCAAUUCCCUUUCUUUUUCAGUGUAUACUGGGUGUCAGUGUGUGGAUUUAGGGGUAUAUGUAAACGGAGUGUCAGUUUGUCAAAUGUAUGAGGUGCAGGUAUACUAGGUGUCAGUGUAAUUCUACAGGUCUAUGUAAGCUGGGUGUCAGUGCUUGCAUGUAGUGGGGUACUUGUGUUAUUGUGUGUGGAGUGUCAGUGUUUGCACACAUGCAGGAAUGUUUUGUGUGGAUUGUCAUUGUGUGUCUAAAUGCAGGGAUAUAUAUGGAUAGAAACAUAUGUGUGUAAUAUAUAAUAUACGUGUUUUGCAACUCUUUACCUCUCCAUGUGGUUUGUCUACGUCCUACACAUUGCUAACUCUAUACAUUAUGUGCCUGGCUAAACUCUCACUCAUCCUGGCUCCUUCCUUUUAAUUGUGAAUUUAAAGGGUUAAUAGCCUAAACACCCCUCCCAAAUAAGCCAUGAAGGUGUGCCAAAACCUACCAGCACCACCCCAUGUUCUCAGUUACUCGUGACCACCAUCGAGACUUUCUAUCCGGCAUCUUGAGUUACCUUUUUAAAUGUAUGCCUACUCAAAAUGUGUAAUACAAUCAUUGGUAACUUGAUAACCUUCACAGGAAUUCUGUCUCUGCUAGAACCGGAUCCGAAGUAAUUCAGAGUAAUUAGUGUUUUAAUUUCUGGAAAAUCCUGAGCUAUGCUUAAUACAAAAAUUACACACAAGGACCUGUCCGGCUCGGGCACAAUACAGAAGCUCCGGUUUUACUUUAUCAAAGAGACAAUACAGUGAGAUUCUCAUCCUUUUCAUUUUUAAAAAACAUUUUUUAUAUGCUUGUUGUUUUUCUCAUUCUUGGGUUCUGGGAGUUUAAAGGGUUCUACACAGUAUCUUAGUUGUUACUAGAGCUGCACUCUUCUGGACAGAGUUCUGGAUAUUUCUCCUGAAAUCAGCUAAAGCUACUCCCCCCCCCAACUUGGGGGUUAUUAUAUAAUUAUCCCUAUAUGUAUGUGAAACAAAUAGACUUUCUUCUGAUGCAGUACCUUAGCAGAACAAUUACAUGUAGUUAAAGGGACACUAUAGGCACUCAGACCACGUCAGCUCAUUGUCUGACAUUGCAGUUCCAGAGAACAUUGCAGCACUAAGUCGGCCUACAGUGGCUGUGUACCAGACAGCCACUGGAGGCACUUCCUGAAUCGAAACAGACCUUGGUGUGUAAAACCGUGACUGACGCUAGACGUCCUCACACUCUAGGAAAGCAUUGAUUAUAUGCUUUACUAUGGGGAGGUCUAAUGCACAUUAGCGCCUGCUCGUCGCUGGACAAAGAGAAGUUGUGCAUCGUCCUGUUGAUUCAUUUUUAGGUUCGUAGUCAAUGAAAGUACUUAGCUAUUUGUAAGGGAUCUCCUCUAGUUUCUCAUGCACAAUAAAUGAAUGUAUGGUCUCUACAUUGAAGUGGAAGCCAUAUUGAACUAUUCACUUUUUAAAUUGUGAUCGCUUAACUAUAUAUCUAUAUAUCUCAUAAGCUCAUGUCCUGCAGAGGUUUCUGGAUAUACAGAACUCUCCCAUUGUGAACACUGAGAGACAUUGGAUUGGUUGAGAAAACUCGCCCAAUUCCUAGUGAUCUCAGGGUUUAACAAUAAACACACAUCAUUCAGGAAUCAUUAUCGUUGUUAGUUUUUUUUUUUUUUUUAAUACAUUUCCUCCAUAGUUCAUUAAUAAGGGCAGUUGACUUGCCUGGGAUGUCCAUUUCAUGUACCUAUUUGUAUACUCAUCUACAAAUGUACACACUGAAUUAUGGAGCUUAUUUACUAAACACCAGAUUGUUGUGAAUUGCAAGAUUUCUGAAAAUAUAGUGACACAAAUUGGAAUGUUUUUCAUAGUUAUUUUAGCCUACAUUUUGCUUUUUGGGUUUAUUCACUAACCACACUUUUACGGUGAAGAGAAAACCAACGUGUAGAGGAUGCUAAAGUGUGAUAUUUGUCCUAUGUGUGGACAUCUAGGGUUUGUUGAAUGUGUGUGCCUCUCCUUGUGUUGAAAAUUGUGUGUUUUGUGGGUGUGCUGUUUGUGCAAUCACUGCAUUAGAAUAAGAGCAGUUGGUGUGUCACUAUGAAUUGCAAAGAACAAUGGGUGUGGGAGGCUGUGCAUUCAAAGCAAACUACAGCAUGCUUUCUGUGUCAAAAUGCCAUACAGCAGGUUGCGUGACAAAACUCCUUUUUGUCUACGCCAGUGUCACCUGGGAUGGUGGGCAUCUGUCAUUCUAAGUUGACAUAUGCAUAUCUCAAUUAGUUUGCGAAGAUCUAUAAGGCUAUGGUUCCUGCAGCGUUGGAAGUUUAUACUGUUAAUAGUUGAGUAAUAAAAGAUGUCAUUUAGUGACUAAAUUAGCUACUGGUAUCAAGUAAAAUAUUCGCAUGAUAGAACUCUGGAAUUAAACUGUGCCUGCACCCCUCAAUUCCAAAACCCACAUUCUUUGUUAUAUUUUGGAUACAUUGAUAGUUCUGUUACAUCCUUAUGUUUCUGCUAUUGAGAAAGUAAAACCCUACACUCGUAACAAGACGUUUACUUUAUUAUUGCAUUACAAAGCAAUGGAAACAAGUCCUGCUUAUCUUCCACAUUGCUUCUUCACGGUCUUUCAAAAUUCAGACAAACACAUUUUUCUACUAAAGCUCCAUUCUGUUCGUUUACAUUUCUGCAGAAGGAUUAAUAGUAUGGUCCCUUCUUCCUUCACCCUCUCUACAAGAACUCUUUUAGGUCACACUUCAUAGAUGUAUUCUAGAAGGUGGGAGGAGGAGGGAUAGUUUGGGGGUCUUUGUUUUUCAGACUCCUUGGAGCAUAGUACAUUUUGCAUUCAGGAACUGCAUUCUGAUAAGUUCCAUAGCGUUCUAGACAAAUACCCUUAAUUAUGAUCUAUAUUUAUUUUGCCUUUAUAUCCUGUUUAUAUAUGAUCCUUACGUGACAAAAAUAGUUUGUUUCAAUGCUGUCACUUCCAGUCCACUCUGCAAUACAAUAACACUACUACUACUAAUAGACAUUUCUCUCUUCUGGGUUUUACAGACUGACUCCAGACCACACAAACUCACCAGUGUACCGACGCUACAAGCAUUUUGAUUGGCUCUACAACCGCCUGCUUCACAAAUUUACAGUUAUCUCUGUUCCCCAUUUACCGGAGAAGCAAGCAACCGGUCGAUUUGAAGAGGACUUCAUUGAGAAGCGCAAACGCAGGCUGGUUUUAUGGAUGAACCACAUGACCAGUCACCCAGUUCUCUCCCAGUAUGAAGCUUUCCAGCAUUUUCUGAGCUGUCGAGAUGAUGAGAAACAGUGGAAGGCUGGAAAGAGGCGAGCGGAGCGUGAUGAAAUGGUUGGAGCCAGCUUCUUACUAACACUACAAAUCCCAAGUGAGCAUCAGGAUCUCCAGGAUGUAGAGGAACGAGUUGAUGUAUUUAAAGCCUUCUCCAAGAAGAUGGAUGAGAGUGUACUCCAGAUGAGCAGUGUAGUUUCUGAACUGGCUCGUAAGCAUUUGGGUGGCUUUCGGAAGGAAUUCCAAAGGCUAGGAGGUGCUCUACAAGGCCUCAGCACCUCCUUCCAGUUAGAUCCUCCUUAUGGCUCAGAACCGCUAGUGAGCGCCAUAUCUCACACUGGGCAAACUUAUGAAAAAGUUGGGGAGAUGUUUGCCGAACAGCCCAAGAAUGACCAAUUUCGGCUACUAGACACUCUGUCCUUGUACCAGGGCUUACUAUCCAAUUUUCCCGAUAUCAUUCACCUACAGAAAGGUAUGUCCUGAAUGUGUUGUCUUUUGUCUGCUGCAUAAAACUUUUUGUAGUUUGUAAGUGAUCAAACAUUGGCCAGGGAUAUAUAUUAAUAAGUGGAAUGAGGGUGAUAACUGUAUUGACCAACUAAAGCCGUCAUAUUUAGUGCCCUUAAUCACUAAUAACAACAGUGGGUAGAUUAUAGAUGCUAAAAACGUUAAUGUCUUCAUGUUACUCAUGAUUGCCUCCACUGAUAUCAGCCUCCAGUUACUAUUUACCGUUUUGUAAACUGGACAAAAAUGGCACAGUUUGUCAAUCGUCAUAGCAGUCACCACUACAAAUUCUUUUUCAGCUACCCUUUUUAUGUCUGCAAUAGUAGUACAUGAGUGUACUAUGAAAUGAUAUGUAACUCUUCCAAGAUAAGAAUGGGAAAAUUGCUGUCUACCUCCAUAUUUCCGAUUGCAUCCAAAAGCAAGCUAGACUUAUAGUCAAAGGUUGCACUAAAAAAAAGCGUCCCUGAGUUCAAAGUAAGUGAGGCAGGAAACCCUCCCAGAUAUUUGCACUUUUUCCCCCCACUUUUUAUUUACGUUAAGGGAGCAGUACAAUAUAGAAUCAAAAUGUAGUUGGUCCAAAGGUAUUGCACCUAAACCUGCAUUUUUGGUAUCGGGAAGGAAAGUAGGUAAACAACCCUCAACAAUGAACAUAGAAUAGAACCAGAAAGAAAGGGGAAAUGACUGAGAAUUAGGGAGAGAUAGCGAAAUUUGCACUUUUAUAAAGUAAAUAUGCGUGGACAUGCAGUUAACAUUCUAAAGCACCUCCAUCAUCUGUUUGGCUAUGAUGUAGAUUAUGCAUUAAGUGAAUUGGUGGAAUGAUAAUGUAACCAUAUGGACAGAGAAUCAAUAGAAAUUUCAGCAAUUUCAGCAAUUUCAAAGUGAAGGUUCCAUUUUAGGCAAAAAUGUUAAUUUCAGGUGGAAUUCACACUUUGAUGAAUAACCUUGUCUGAGAAGAAGUAAUUGUAGUAAGAAAUGAAAGGUAAUUAAUAUAGACCUGUAAGGACCUGAUUUAACCCCUAACUCACUGUUUGUAUUUCUUGUUUGUUUUGAUAGGAGCGUUUGCUAAGGUAAAGGAUAGCCAAAGGAUGAGCGACGAAGGGCGGAUGGAACAGGACGAGGCAGAUGGCAUACGCAAGCGCUGUCGUGUGGUGGGCUUUGCUUUGCAGGCGGAGAUUAACCAUUUCCACCAAAGAAGGCUGCUGGACUUUAAGCAAGCACUCCAAAAUUACCUGAAGGAGCAGAUCAUCUUCUACCGCAGGGUGAGCGACGAGCUGGAGAAGACCCUACACAAAUAUGAUUCCCUGUGACCUUAGGGUUGGGCAGAGUGAACAUUUCCAGAACAAGCUGGGGAUUUUUACUAUUUGGGUCAAAAACUUUAAAGGAUUAUGACUUUAUACCAGCCACAGUAUGAUGAUUGGUCGGGUGUAUUUACCAUUGGAUUUUUCUUCUUCAGAUACACCAUCUCAUUCUAUAUGUUUAUAUUCAUUCCAAGAUGUCUCUGUAGAUUAAUCCUCUAAUAGUAGAUGCCCCCACGGGAAGGGGCACAUCAAACAUGGGAAGACUGAUCUUGUAAGUUGUUACACGUGGACUCUGUUUAACCUCCUGUAGGGCCCAAGCACUGUGGUCCUGAAAAGUUUGGGUGUGAGUUUAGAGAUGAUUUAUUCUCUGGUGUUUGUAUUUGUAAAUGUAUAUUUUGACGGGUUCUGCUGUGUAACAAAAGCAAUAAUAAAUCAAAGCUUUAUAUUUUACCUUGGUUGGAGUAUGUGCCAAGAACUAUUUGGGACUUUAAAUCCCAUCAUUUUUUUUCGGUGAAGAUUGUGAUUUAUUGUUGGCAGCCUAUCAGCCCCAGCUUAAAACGCACUUCCCUCUCGCUAUGGCCCUCUUCAACCCAUCGUUUCUGAAAGUUUUCUUUUAAUAUGUAAUUGUCCUAUUUAUAGUUAAAUCCCCCCUCUAGGUUGGUACCUGCUCCCCUUUUGUAACACCUCUGCUUCCUGGCACCCAUACCAUUUCCCCUCUGCUGUACGUUAUCAAUACAAAUACUUAUUUGUCCAAUAUUUAGGCAGCAGGCCCUGGGGGAAACUCUGUUAUGUAAGCCCCU